AUUUAUUCAGAACCUAUGGGCAGCAACAGCUCUCUCUCUCUCUCUCUUCCAGUCUACUAAUAUCUUGACACAUACAUAUACACGCACUCGUAGCGAAAAACCACAGAACCCAAGAGCAGAGCACUGCGCGUCCGUCAAUUCCUUCUCGGGAAUGUCUCCGACAAAAGGAGAAUGGGUCAAGUUGGUGCAGCUCCUCUUAACAAAAUUAUCAACGGAAUUUGAGAGGACUUCCGACUGCAUGCUUGACCAGAAGGGAAUUGGUCCUGGAGCCAGAAGCUCCCAUGCCAUAGCAGUAGUAGGGCAAAAGGUCUAUGCCUUCGGGGGCGAGUUCACGCCUCGCGUCCCGGUCGACAACCAGCUCUAUGUGUUCGACCUUGGGGACCUCACCUGGUCCUUGGCCAGUGCCACGGGUGAUGUCCCCCCUCCACGAGUUGGCGUCACGAUGGCUGCUGCUGGGGCCACCAUUUACGUGUUUGGAGGCAGGGAUGCCACGCACAAGGAGCUCUGCGAGCUGUACUCCUUUGAUUCCUGUACCAACAGGUGGACCCUGCUGUCCAGCGGAGAGGCUGGGCCUGCCCACCGGAGCUACCACUCCAUGACUGCCGAUGGUCGCCAUGUAUACAUCUUCGGUGGCUGUGGCGUUGCGGGCAGGCUGAAUGACCUGUGGGCAUUUGAUGUGGUGAACCAGAAGUGGGCCCAGUACCCGUCACCAGGAGAGAACUGUAAGGGCAGGGGCGGCCCCGGGCUUGCUGUGGCAGGCGGUAAGAUAUGGGUCGUGUAUGGUUUCUCUGGGCAGGAAAUGGACGACGUCCACUGCUUCGACCCAGCGAGUGGCCAGUGGGCCCAAGUGGAGACCUCCGGGGAGAAGCCUACAUCCCGCAGUGUCUUCUCGACCUUCGGGAUUGGCAAGUACAUAUACAUCUACGGCGGGGAGGUGGACCCUAGUGACCAGGGCCACAUGGGAGCCGGGAAGUUCUCGGGUGAGGGUUAUGUAUUGGACACUGAGACCUUGGCUUGGAAGAUGCUGGAGGAUAGGUUUAAGUCGAACCAGGGUGAUCACCCAGGGCCCCGAGGAUGGUGCGCAUUCGCGAGCGGGGAGAGGAGCGGCAAGAAAGGUAUGGUUGUGUACGGUGGGAAUUCCCCUAGCAAUGACAGGCUUGAUGACAUAUUCUUCUUUACCCCUACUGUCAUCGAGACCUAAUUUGGACGUGCGCCAUCGUCGAGCCUUGUUAAUGAAUAAUGUUGCGUUUGUAUGUUCAGUCUAUCAGUUAUCAAACGCAAGCGCGUCCUCGAAUUGACCCUGACCUCUGUCGUGAACAAAAGCGGUCUUAAAACAUCUAUACGAGGUUUCCUGUUUUAUGUCGAGUCCGAGAAAGCACGCUUGCUUUAUGUAAUCCUGAAGGGUGUAGAAGUCUCGAGCGGGCGAGCUGUCGAGACUUUUAGUUUAGUCAUGAUUUUCUUAUGGAUUGGACGUUUUCAUUACUA
This is a messenger RNA of Punica granatum (pomegranate), 1485 nucleotides long. Lineage: Eukaryota; Viridiplantae; Streptophyta; Magnoliopsida; Myrtales; Lythraceae. The record is from RefSeq and is a predicted model, not a curated record.